UUUGAAUAGCUGGCGGCUAACUUAUUAUUAUUAUUAUUUUUCUUUUCGGUCGAGUUAGCAUGAUGCUAAUUUCGUAAAAAGCGUAGUUUAGCGUACUUUAAUUUCUUUUUAAUUUUAUUGUACUUUAUUUAAAAAAAAACAGUUUUCUGAAAGUGCGAAUGAAACAUGAAGUAAAAUAAAUAAAUAAGUAAACUAACUAUUUAAUUAAUUAGCAUGUAGCUAAACAGAACGAAAUACUCUCAUGAGAGAAUUAUUAUGAGGAAAAAGACGCACUAUUUUGAGAGAAAUCUCAUCUUUAACCUCUUUUAAUGAUAGUACCAUUAAUAAUUUAAUGUUUAAUUAUAUAUAGUUAUAUAUAGUAUAAAUAUAUAGUUUAAGUGACUUUAACUGUUCAGUUCCACUAUAAUUCAUGAAGUAAAUUGAACAUUAUGGUGAAAUAGCAAUAUUUGGGGUUGUCUUUGAGUAGUUUGGAGUAAAAUAACACACUUGUGUUUAAAAAUUGUUUCUAUAUAACAGUUCGCAUGCAGUCUAAACUAGUGUAUACUGGUGAGUGUGUCCAGCUGAGGUCAAUAUAGGAGACAGUGUUUGAAAAGUAACCUGAGAUCUCAGUAAAGCUCUGUGAUUCUAAUAAUAACUGGCAUCAUGUGUUUGUACGGCGGCUGUUGACCCUCAGAGGGGGUGAGAGACCCUUGGUGAGACCCCUGGUGAAUUCUCAAUUCCCAUUGGUCAGGAAAGGCUCUUCAGCAGCUGUACUAUGAUCCGGAUAUGGCGCAGAAAAACUUGGCCCAAAAGUGGCUGGCAGAGGCUCAAGCGUCGCCGCAGGCGUGGCACUUCUGCUGGACACUGCUGAGUCCGGACAAGGUGCCCGAGAUCCAGUUUUUUGGUGCGAGCACACUGCACGGAAAGAUCUCCAACCACUGGCAUGACCUCAGUCCUGAGCUUCGUGAGUCUCUCCGCUCUCAGCUCGUCUCCCACGUGUGCCACUUCGCCCUCGGACCCAAGAUGGUGCUGACACGCCUCUGCGUAGCCCUGGGGUCUCUGAUCCUCCGCACGCUCCUCGACUCGUGGCCCAGCGCCGUCCCCGAUCUCCUGCAGGCUUUCCAGAGCGCAGAUGGCGCGGCUGAAGCGUCCGGUCAGCGUCUGGCCUUGUUAGAGGUGCUCACCGUAUUGCCCGAGGAACUCCUGAGCAGGAAGUUCACAUCAGGAAAUCGUUCCAGGCUUCAGGCUGCCCUGGCGCAGGAGUGGACCUUGUUGUGUCCAUUGCUGAGGGAGCUGCUGAGGUGUGAAAGCUCAGCAUGCGACGUGAAGGAGCGAGCUCUGCGCUGUCUGCCCUCCUGGCUUCCACUUGGCGUCGAUUUGGGACAGAGCGAAGGAGUGGUGCAGGACAGCUUGGAGCUGCUUAAAGUGCCUGAGCUUUUUGACACAGCUGUGGAGAGUGUCGUCGGUGCUCUCUCAGUACCUGACUGGCAGAGGUCUGCAGACAGUCUGGUGAAGUUGUUGCCCCAUGUGCUGGAGCUCCAGGAGCAGCUGAAGAGGGCAAUGCAGGACAGAGACAUUGAGACGUCUCAUGGAAUCUGCCGCGUUGUUGUCGCUCUCGGUGAAACUCACUGCAGAACAUUGCUAGAACAGAUCGGACACUGGCAGGCUUUCCAGGCCCUGGUCAGUAUGAUCCUGUCAUGCACUGCGGUUCCUGGUCACUACCCGGUGGAGGAAACUUCAAGCUCAUUCACCCUCACAUUCUGGUACACUCUGCAGGACGACAUCACGUCACUGGACUCGGAGAAGCAGACGUUCUACCUGCAGCUCUACAGACCCGUUUACUUCCAGCUGGUUGAUGUUCUGCUGCACAAGGCCCGCUUUCCCAACGAGCACGACUACGCCUCAUGGUCCUCUGACGACAAGGAACAAUUCAGAACAUACAGAGUCGAUAUCUCAGACACCCUGAUGUGUGUGUAUGAGCUGUUGGGCCCCGAACUGUUGCGCAAACUCUACGACAAACUCGGGGUGUUGCUGACCGACACAACACACUCACACUCCUCCCUGUGGCAGCGUCUUAUCUCAGUCUCUUUCUGUGUGGAGGAUAUAGAGGCUCUGCUGUUCGGUUUCCAGUCCAUCGCUGACACGGUGGACGUCAGUUACUCGGACGUGAUUCCUGGUCUGAUCGGCCUCGUCCCCCUCAUCUCCACGAACAGCGUUCAGCUCACAGAGACCGUCAUGUUCAUGCUAGGCUCACUGGCCGAGUGGUUGGCCGAUCACCCGGUCAUGGUGCCCACCGUCCUGCGCGUCGUCCUGCCCGCCCUGUCAGAUGCUGACCUCUCAGUGUCCUCCGUCUCCACACUGAAGAGAAUCUGCCGCGAGUGCAAGCAUCACCUUUACCCACACGCCAACGACAUCCUGGCAUCCUCACAGGAUGCACUCAUUAAGAGAAUCCACAAGAUCCCUCAGAGCACGUGGCUGAUGCAGGGUCUGGGAUUUUUACUCUCGGCCAUGCCGGACGAAGAGAUUCCGGAAAAAUUGCUCUCUCUGCUCUCGCCUCAUAUCCAGGAUCUGGAGCGACUGGCCAAUCAGACGCCCAAUCCUGCCACUAAACACUCCACUCUUCAGGUUCUGGGCCUGAUCUCCAGCCUCUUCUCCACUCUGGACUUGAGGACACACGCCGAAGGACCAGACGGGGUUAAAGGUCAUCGAUUUGCUGCUCACAGCAAUCCGGUUGUAGUCAUGCUACAGCAAGUGUUUCCGCUCAUCCAAACACUUCUGAGCAAUUGGCUGAAAGACACCGAUGUGGUGGAGGCCUCAUGUGCUGUUUUUGAGAAAUCUCUGAAGACCCUUGGUGGUGACUUUGCUCCUCUGGUACCUCAGCUUUGUGAGCUGAUCAGUCAGCUGUUCAGCACUUACCCACAAGCCUGUGCUUUGGAUCUCAUACAGCAGCUGCUUCACGUAUUUGCCUGUGAUAAGGAUCACGUCUCAUCGAUCGCCACGGCUCUGGAACUUGUCACGAACAUCACCAUGUCUGUUUUUCAGCACGGUGCGAGAGAUCAUCCUGACAUGGUCGAGUCCUUUAUGAAGCUUCAUGCACAGGUUCUGAAAAGGAAGCCGGAUCUGUAUCGCUCCGAGGGUCUGGAUAUCAGAGUGGUCUUCUACUGUGGGAUUUUAGCUUUUAAAUUUCCAGAGGUUCCCACUCUCAAGUCCACGUGUGUGCUGUUUACGGAGCUGAUGUCUCACUGCGAGGACGUCCCCGCUGUCCGAGAAGUGCUGCAGGAGGACGGCCUGCUGCUUCUUCAGACCCUACUGGAGGCUAUUGGUAUCCAGGCUCCCCGGGCCCUGCUGGAGCACCUGGCUGAGGUUCUGUUCUCCAUCAGUCUCCACUGUCCCAGCUUGCUCGUGACUCGGUUACGAGAUGCCCUGCAGCCUGACGCCUUCCCUUGCACCUUAAUCACUCCGGAGCACAAAGAGCGCUUCUGCCAGCAGAUCCUCAGGGAGCAAGUGAGUAAGUGGAAGAUGAGGGACCUUGUGAAGGAGUUUUCUCUGUUGUGUCGAGGUCUACAGGGAACAGAGGAGUACUGAUCGCCCAUCUGAACAUUUUAGACACUUGUGGGAUCAAAGAGACAGGACAAACCUGCAGUGGUCUGCAUUUGCCAUUUUUACAGACUUCCUGUAUCACAAGGUCAUAGUUUUCUGACUGAAAUUUUCAUAAUAUACUGUAUAGUGUUUUGAAGGUGUGUUUAAACGAGAACCGUGCACUUCUUCUUCAUCUUCUAAGUCACUGACAUCUUCCCAGGUUUGUCUCCUGGUGUGGAUGAUACUGAGUUUGCACUGAGGUGUUUCUGAAUUCUUCAUUCUGAUUGGUCAGAAGGUGUCGCUUCGGCUCUGACAGGUUUUUUCCGACGCAGGUGUGUGUUAAGGUGCUCAUUCUAAUACUUGUAUCGUUUCUAUGGUAACAAUUAAAUAACAGGUUCUUGUAUGAA
This is a messenger RNA of Hemibagrus wyckioides, 3965 nucleotides long. RefSeq names its product importin 13a (gene ipo13a). The transcript is spliced from 21 exons. Gene Ontology annotation, cellular component: nuclear membrane; cytoplasm. Gene Ontology annotation, molecular function: small GTPase binding. NCBI's taxonomy places the organism in Eukaryota, Metazoa, Chordata, Actinopteri, Siluriformes, Bagridae. The record is from RefSeq and is a predicted model, not a curated record. Gene Ontology annotation, biological process: protein import into nucleus. Bases 766 to 3564 code for a protein of 932 amino acids.